CUGCCCUGUGCCUUUCAGGUCCUCGAGUUCCUGGACUUGAGUGAACGCGGUGCUAAGAGAGUCCUGCAAAUCUUGUCAAGGCACCUGCGGAGCGAGUGCAGGGAGAGGCGUCGCCUGGCACUCAGGGCCCUUCUCGAGUUCACUGACGAGCCCUCCAUGACCAAAAAAAUGUGGAGCCUGACUGAAAGCCUUGUGGAGCUCCUGCAGGACACAGAUGGAGAGAUAGUUUGCAUGACGGUCAUGCUACUCAGCUUUAUUAUUUUGGACAAUGACACGCUGAUAGCCGGCCCCAUCACACUGCAGCUGGUUGAGGCGCUCCUGCCACUCUUUGACCACGACAAUAACCAGGUGCAGGUGCUCUCCAUACUCCUCUUCCGAACAUUGGUGACUCUUCCACAGAAAAAGGAAAAAAAGGCCCUGAAGACACCCCUGCGCCAGAGCCUGCUGCCACUCUUCUUCCACUGCCAUGAUGAGAAUCGGCUUGUGGCACAGGUUUCUCAGGAAACGCUGCUUUGUGUGGCCGAGUUCCUGAAGAGGAGGGAUCUUGAAAAACAGCUGAAGAACAAGAAGCUGUGGAAGUUCACCAAGUGCCUGCUGGCAGAGGACAGGAGCCGAGCAGCCGAGCACCUGCACCGGGCCCUGCCGUACCUGCGGAACCCACAGGAGUCCCUGCGAGCGGCGGCCAUCAGGUUCACGGCCCUUGAACACCUGGCAGAGGACAUCAGCAGUGCCGUGUCAGACGCGGCACUUCAAACAUUGGAUGUCCUCCGGGCAGUGCAGAGUAAGCGAUACUCUGUCUUCCAGAGGCUGCAGGAUCAGCUCUGCAGGGCAUGGAGGACACAGCCUCAUCUGUCGGGGCUGGGCUGCCUGCGCUGCUGGAGCCCUGCAGAGAGCUGA
This is a messenger RNA of Passer domesticus (house sparrow), 897 nucleotides long. RefSeq lists its product as uncharacterized. NCBI's taxonomy places the organism in Eukaryota, Metazoa, Chordata, Aves, Passeriformes, Passeridae. Gene Ontology annotation, cellular component: cytoplasm. The record is from RefSeq and is a predicted model, not a curated record. Bases 157 to 897 code for a protein of 246 amino acids. The transcript is spliced from 6 exons.